This is a messenger RNA of Drosophila gunungcola (fruit fly), 1323 nucleotides long. Its product is annotated as E3 ubiquitin-protein ligase MARCHF5. Lineage: Eukaryota; Metazoa; Arthropoda; Insecta; Diptera; Drosophilidae. The coding region runs from base 176 to 1282 and encodes 368 amino acids. Gene Ontology annotation, molecular function: zinc ion binding. The transcript has a single exon. The record is from RefSeq and is a predicted model, not a curated record.
UUUAAGUGUCGUUAGAAUUUUUGUUUGGUACACAGCUCUGUGUGGCUCUGAGCCAAAAUCGGGCGGUGCAGUUCUGUCAGUCAUUCCUUUUUAAUAUCUGGAUUGUUGCACUUUGCACUUUCUCUUUGGAUUUGCACCGUCGUGACCGUGGUGUGGUGUGAUAAAGGGGUAUUCAAUGGACCUUCACUUCGAUAUCAAUCAAAUGGAUGUGCGUAGAUCCAGCGGUGGAUCGAUUCACCGUUUGGCGGAUCGCUUCUGCUGGAUAUGUUUCGCCGGCGAGGAGGACAACCCGCGGGCCAAGUGGGUGCAGCCGUGUCGGUGCCGUGGCGCCACCAUGUGGGUGCACCAGAGCUGUCUGUGUCGGUGGAUCGACGAGAAGCAGCGGGGGGGCAAUCGCCGCACCUCGGUGGUCUGCCAGCAGUGCCAGACGGAGUACAUCGUCGUCUUUCCCAGAACGAACUUCUUGGCCAGUGCUCUGGACUGGUUGGACCGGGCAGUGAGAAGGACCUGCCCCUAUUUGGCCGUGCAUGUGCUGAUGUGCUGCGUCUACUGGACGGCCACCACCUACGGAGCCGUGACCGUCUUCCAGGUGGUGGGCCACAGACGGGCCCUGGAACUCAUGGAGAGCGAGGUCUUCCUGCUGCUGGGCCUGCCCCUCAUACCCGUGGGCCUGGUGCUCGGCCGACUGGUGCGGUGGCAGGAUGCCGUGCUCAAGGUCAUGCGGAGCAGGUACAACAUCCUCCGCAAGUUGCCCUUCUUCCGUUGGGCUGGCGAGCCGGAAAUCGCCGGUUUGGAUCCCGCUCUGAGCGACAGUUCGAGCAGCUUGCCACCCCUGCAAAACACUCCCGUCCUCACAGAUCCCCUCUACAUAUCGCGACUCUUCUGCGGAGCCGUGUUCCUGCCCACGGUGGCCACCGCGAUGGGGAAUCUGUUCUUCAAGGGGAUGGAGGAUCCGCUGCAGCGCACCCUCCUGGGCGGCAUCACCUACAUCGGGGCCAAGGGCCUGCUGAAGAUCUAUCUGCGCCAGAAGCUAUACAUCCGUCGCCGCAAGCGUCGCAUUGUGAACUACACCGAUGAGAAUGUGCGCAUCCAUAUGGGUGGCCACGCCCGGGAGGCACCGCCUGUCCAGGGCCAUCAGAAUCCCCAAAAUCGGCGGCAAUUUGCCGGAUACGAUGAGAGCUACGAGGACAGCUCCAGUGUGAUCACCACGGACUCUGAAGGCGCUAGUCAAGACAGCGAUAGUCCUGUCUCCAUCCACCUGCAAGCUCCUUUCCUGAACUAGUCGGACCGAACUAGUCGGAUGUAUACUAAAUUACUCCAACA